CGCAAUAUAUAAGUGAUCGGGUUCGAUUUUAAUAAACAGAACUUAAACAUCAUCUAGAAGAAGAAGAUUGCAAUAACUAUUAUAUUGUUUACAAUUGGAAUGGUGUUAGAAGCUAUUACUCCUGAAAUGCAGGGAAUUAAAGUUACGGUGGUGGGUGAUGGCGCUGUGGGUAAGAGUUGUCUUCUCAUAUCCUAUACCACUGGAAGUUUCCCUGGUGAAUAUGUACCAACUGUGUUUGACAAUUACUCUAGCAGUAUCAUGGUGGAUGGUAAACCUGUCUGUGUAACGUUCUUUGACACGGCUGGCCAGGAAGAUUAUGAUCGACUUCGACCCUUGUCCUACCCCCAAACAGACGUUUUUCUAAUCUGCUAUUCAGUAGUAAACUCAAAUUCCUUGGCUAACAUAAAAGAAAAAUGGUUGCCGGAGGUGAAUCACUAUUGUCCAGGCGUACCAGUGGCUAUGAUAGCUUGUAAAACAGAUUUACGAGGUCAAGGGAGCCAUUGUGUAACAGAUGAAGAAGGCAAAAAAUUAGCCAAGGAAUUGGGUCUACCUAUAUUUUUCACCAGUGCUCUAACACAAAAUGGUUUAAAGGAAUCUCUAAAUAAUUGUUUUAAAUUGGGAACAGAAUAUGUAUCUUAUUCUAAAUCCAAAAGCAGGGUGAAAGGAUUAUUCUCUAGAAACAAGAAAGCUGCAGAUAUACCCCAGCCACCAGUUAUGCCACCUGCUGGAUUGGCUCCCAGUACAGAAAUUGCCACCUCAGUAUAUGCAGAUGACCUCUACGAAAUGUUUAAAGAUGCCAAGUGUACAGACGUGGAAUUUAUUGUUGAGGAACAGCACAGAAUCCAGGCACAUAAAUUGAUAUUGUGUUCAGCGUCUGUAGUAUUUUCAAAAAUACUUGGUGUAUCUUCAGCUAUUGAGAAUGACCAAAUGAAAGUGAUAAACAAUAUAGAAAAUUAUACCAUGAAAGAUUUAAACAUGGGAACUGUGCCAGGUAUAGCUGGAGCUGAUUGGAAGGAACGCAAGGAGACUGAAUCAUCAUUACUCACUAUAGAAAUCAGCCCUGACAUAAAAGCUGAAACAUUCUUACGUGUUAUGGAAUUUCUAUAUACUGGAUUACCAAGAAUUCCAGAAGCUUAUCCCGAAUCUAAUCUACACGAGCUAAUACGAGUUGCUAAAAUAUUUGAAUUGAACCAGUUAGAAACUGUGUGUGUAAAUUAUGGAAACGAAGAAGAAUUCCUUAAUCCCAGUAUUGGUACUUUUCUGAAUGACGAAACGGCUGGUAAAAUAAAGAAACUCUUCCUUAAUAAGCUUUGUGACUCUAACGUUACGUUUGAUGUCAGUGGGACAAAACUCUAUGCUCACAAAUCCAUACUGGCAAAACGAAGUCAAGUUUUAAACGCCAUGCUUUGUGGUCAUUUCACAGAAUCCAGUUCUGAAAAUUCGCAGGUAUCUAUACAUGGCACAUCUCCAGAAUUAUUCUUGGCACUUUUAGAAUAUCUCUACACUGAUCACGCACCAAUAGAAGACGUUGAUUCCGUGGGACUACUUGUUUUAGCGGAUGAAUACGAUGUACCUAGAUUGGUAAAUCUUUGCGAGCUGUAUAUAACAAAAGCAGUAGAUAGGAGUUGUGCACAAAGUAUAGAAAAUAUGGAUAUAGAUGUGGUUUCUCUUCUUCAUACGGCACAGCUUCACAAUGCAGACCAAUUGGCUAAAUUUUGCCUCCAUUUCAUAGCCUCGAACUAUCUGGUUUUCAAAGUCCGGGAAGAAUUUUCACAAUUAAAAGGUGACAAUCUAGACUUCGUUACAACUAACCAAUGGCCACCAUUGUCUUAUUUGGCGGAAGUAGAAGAAUACGAACUGAAGAUGAAGAAAAGGGGAGAGAAGUGUAGCAUCAUGUGAGAAUCAUAAACAAUAAAGAUACACUUAAGUGUCAAGAAAUUUCUGUGAUCACAAACAUAAUGCUCAAGUAAACAUGAUAUGUGAUUUGUGAUGUCGCUAUUUACAGCUAAUUUUUUGCCAUCUUCCGGCUGAUUGUUUUGUGAAGCUGAUCACAUCUUUUAGUGAUAUUACUAUUUUUAUGUUAAACUUACAUGUGAACUGACGGUCCUAAACAGAAGCAGCAUAACGAUGCUUCUCUCUCAAGCAAUGGCGGAUUCAGUAAUUGUGGUGGUCUGGUCAAAGCAAUAUGCUUGAGGGCCAGUGUUAAAAGUUGAAAUACCCCCAAUUCAUUUACAGUGCAUUACCCAGGUUUAUGUACUAUUAAAUAAACAAUGAAAAAUAAUUUAUAGAUUAGAUACAUAUAUAGCUGCGGGAAGAAAUGGAAGAACUUUUUGAUUUACAACAUGGUGCCGCACAUAACAGAACUAGUAUUGUAUCCAUACGGGAUACAAGAACCUAAACAUAGAACGGAUGACACGUGAUUACAGCACUUACAAUCUAAAAUGUUCACAAACGUCAAUUU
Messenger RNA from Patella vulgata (common limpet), 2461 nucleotides. RefSeq names its product rho-related protein racA. Gene Ontology annotation, cellular component: cytoskeleton; plasma membrane; cytoplasmic vesicle. Gene Ontology annotation, molecular function: GTPase activity; GTP binding; protein kinase binding. Gene Ontology annotation, biological process: cortical cytoskeleton organization; regulation of actin cytoskeleton organization; establishment or maintenance of cell polarity. Bases 100 to 1899 code for a protein of 599 amino acids. Lineage: Eukaryota; Metazoa; Mollusca; Gastropoda; Patellidae. The record is from RefSeq and is a predicted model, not a curated record. The transcript has 11 exons.